AUGCCCAAAAAGGGACCUAGAAGACGUAGGAGACGAGAGUUCAAGAGGGCGCUAUUCGAAACGCCGUCGUCCCUCGAUACCCGAAGGACCGUUGCUUUGGAACAGGUAUUCAAGGUCUCCUUGUUUACCGAGCAGAUGAUGGAAUUAUGGGAAGAGAUGAAGAAAGAGACUGGUUUGGGGUUUGCAAAAUGUUUGACUGGACCCAAAGGGGUCGGGAAGUCCUAUAUAACAUGGUUUCUUGCCGCUAAGGCAUAUGCUCACGGCUGGCCAGUUCUUUACAUCGCUGACGCAAAUACCCUUGCUGAUUGUCAGGAGAAUGUGAGGGCAUCAAGAGUGAUUUGUCAACGCUUCCUAGAUCUCAAUAAGGAUAUCUUGACUGCAAAAGAGCUCUCCACCAUGGCAAAUUGUGGGAGUGUGGAAGCUAUUGCCGAGUACAUAUUAGGAGACUUACUCCAACAACAAGGGAAAAAGACUCUCUUCAUUGUCGAUGAGCAUGGUGCUUUGUUUCCCGACAACGUACCUUCAGCAACAACACUGCAAAAGUUUGAAAGGUCCGUCCUCAGGAAUUCAGAUUAUGUCGUUGAUGUCGGGCCUUUGUCGCAAGACACGUUCGAAAAACUGUUUAAAAUUGCCAUUGCUCGUUUCACUUUGACAACCCAAAGGACUCUCGACAGUCGUAAGGACGCUGUUAUUAAGGCUAUAGUGAACACAUCCAGCGUAUUGAAGUUCCAAAUGAGCGAGUAUGACACUUCUGAUCCAAUUAUACACUCUCUCCAGAGCCAGCUGGCUACACUCACCAGCCGGCUUGAAGCUCUCUCGACUAGCUCUGAAUCCAGUCGAUCGAACCCCUACUUGGUUCCAAAAGAACCAGCUUACGAAAUUACACCUGACGACUCCAUUCUCGUCCACUACCCAGCAAUGGACGGGAAAGAUUUUUUCAAACAUAAAUCUGGAAACCGUGCAGACGAUCUUGCAUAUGCAACAGAAAUGGCUAAAGAGAUGCAGUCUUUUGCCAAAAACACAACCCAAACCUAUUCUGCACCCAAAUCGGCACUCAUUGACUGGCCCGACUCUUCCUCUCACCACAGUUCCAUGGACAAAACAAUCUCACGCUAUCAAUCACGAUUGGCAAACCUUACAAGACCACUUGAUCAAUUUGCCACGGAAAUGUUUUCCUACGAAGUUGACCCUGCGGUCGCACAAGCGUGUUUACAGCUCGCACAGACAAUGCGUGAACAUAUUGCACACCUGGCACAGCAAAUGUCAAGCGACAGAGAGGACCUUGUUUACCAAGCGCACAAAAUUUCAGUCACCAAGGACACAGUUUGA
Messenger RNA from Lobosporangium transversale, 1329 nucleotides. RefSeq lists its product as hypothetical. The record is from RefSeq and is a predicted model, not a curated record. NCBI's taxonomy places the organism in Eukaryota, Fungi, Mortierellomycota, Mortierellomycetes, Mortierellales, Mortierellaceae. The transcript is spliced from 5 exons. Bases 1 to 1329 code for a protein of 442 amino acids.